Molecule: messenger RNA, 939 nt
Organism: Prunus armeniaca (apricot)
Lineage: Eukaryota; Viridiplantae; Streptophyta; Magnoliopsida; Rosales; Rosaceae
Source: the annotation of a GenBank genome assembly
AUGGAUAGCUCCGCAAACAGGCAUAAUGAUCAUUUGGGUGUGAACAAAAUUGGGAAAAAUAUAAGGAAGAGUCCAUUGCACCAACCCAAUUUUGCUAAUAAUGCCGCUAGGCAACAGCCUCAGCCUCAGCCUCAGGUAUACAACAUAAGCAAGAAUGAUUUCCGCAACAUUGUUCAGAAGCUUACUGGUUCGCCAUCACAAGAACCCUUGCCUAGACCUCCUCAGAAUCCGUCAAAAUCCCAAAGUAUGCGGUUGCAGAGAAUUCGGCCUCCUCCAUUAACACCUAUCAAUAAUAGACCAGUAAUCCCACCUCCAGCUCCUCAUCCUUCAGCCCCACCACCGGUUCCAUACAAUAAUAACUUCAUGAGGCCUCAGUUUGGACAACCAUCACCUACACCAAUGCCGCCAUUUCCACAUGGAGACUCAAUGUGGGCAAAUACAGCUGAGUCUCCUAUCUCAGCAUAUAUGAGGUACCUUCAAAGUUCGAUGCUGGAUCCAACUCCAAGGGGAAACCAAGCACAGCCACAACCACAAGGUCCAGGUCAAAGUCAGUCUCAGGCACCAUCGACUGGUUUACUUCCUAACCCAUCCAUGCCUGCUCACCCGCCCCCAAGAAUGAAUGGUCCUGUACCACCUGCGCCUAAUCUACCACACCCACCAGUGAAUGUUCCUGCCCUCUUACCCUCACCAACUUCACAGUUCUUAUUGCCAUCCCCAACAGGUUACAUGAACCUGUUGUCCCCAAGGUCACCUUAUCCAUUGCUUUCACCUGGGAUGCAGUUUCCUCCACCACUGACCCCCAAUUUUCAGUUUUCACCCAUGGCCCAAUCAGGGAUAUUAGGUCCAGGGCCUCAACCUCCACCCUCUCCGGGUUAUUUAUUUCCUUUAUCUCCUUCGGGGUUUUUCCCCAUUUCAAGUCCAAGAUGGAGGGAUCAGUAG